AUGGUGAUAUUCGAAGGAAAAGGGCUUUGGGGAUUUAUGGAGUUUUUUUGGGUCUUUUCUAUUAUUCUCGAAUCCGUCUGCGUCCUUCCACAACUGCUCCUCCUCCGGCAAACCUCCGUUCCGACCGUUAUCGACUCCUUCUACCUAGUAACACUGGGUUCUUACCGCGGUCUCUAUAUUUUGAAUUGGAUAUGGCGCGGAUUGGACACCAACGACCGCAAGCCUGAGCCCAUACCUAUUAUCUUUGGCGUCAUCCAAACAGCAUUUUACCUCGAUUUUUUCUGGGUUUACUAUUCUAGACAGAGGGUCAAACUUAGGAAUGGGGGAAUUGUGGAUGCUGAUGAUGUGCGUAAUGGGUGGUUGUUAAGCAGAGUUUUUGGAAAUAAAAGGGUCGUGGGCGAUAUUGAUGAAGAUGAAGAAAGUGCACCAGCCCUUGGUGGUGAUGGGACUCUAAAUGAAAGAAGCUCCCCCCCUCGUAGGGCGGCGGGGUCGAAAUGGGGAUCCAGAGGGAUCAGCGUUUCAGCUGAUGAGGGAGUAAUGGAGAGUGAGAGGGACAUACAUGACACGUUUGAGGAGCAAGAGGAGGGGAUUGUGGAUGCCGCCGGGGAUGCGGAUCCAGAUGCGAAGUUAAAGGAUCCAGACGAGUUAGCAAGGGCAUUGGAGGAGGAGGAGGAGGAUGGUUUUGAUGACGGUGUUCUGGCCUCAAACGGAUCGGAAUGGAGGGAUGGAAGCAACUAG
Molecule: messenger RNA, 738 nt
Organism: Venustampulla echinocandica
Lineage: Eukaryota; Fungi; Ascomycota; Leotiomycetes; Helotiales; Pleuroascaceae
Exons: 2
Coding region: 1-738 (245 amino acids)
Biological process (GO): endoplasmic reticulum to Golgi vesicle-mediated transport; protein retention in ER lumen
Cellular component (GO): membrane; endoplasmic reticulum; cis-Golgi network
Molecular function (GO): ER lumen protein retrieval receptor activity
Source: RefSeq, a predicted model, not a curated record